This is a messenger RNA of Fraxinus pennsylvanica, 735 nucleotides long. NCBI's taxonomy places the organism in Eukaryota, Viridiplantae, Streptophyta, Magnoliopsida, Lamiales, Oleaceae. The record is from the annotation of a GenBank genome assembly.
AUGAUUUUAUCCCUUCAGUUGCCUUGCUCUCCUCUCUUCCCACCACCAAUGGCCUCUUCUUUAUGCUCAAAUCUUAAUUUCCUACCCACACCUCAAUCCACGGCGGCGUCCGUCAGACUCCACCGCUUCUCCAUCAUACGGUGUGGCCCACGAGACAACCGUGGCCCACUCCUCAAAGGUCGGAUCCUAAGCACCGAAGCAAUUCAAGCCAUCCAGGCCCUCAAACGUGCCCACAGAACCGAACCGACAAAUCUCCCUACCCACAUCCUCUCCCGCCUCAUCAAAUCAGACCUCAUCGCCGCCUUCAAGGAGCUCCUGCGACAAGACCACUGCAUUCUCGCCCUCAAAGUGUUCUCAAUCAUCCGAUCAGAAUACAGCGCUGAUUUUGGCAAUUAUGCCGACCUGGUUAUUGCAUUAUCCAGGAAUGGAUUCAGAGAUGAAAUUGAUGCACUAAUUCUUGAUAUGGAAAAGGAAGGAGGGAUUCAGUGUGAUGAUAUUAAGGGAUUAUCGAAGCUGAUUAAGGCUUUGAUUUAUGCCGAGAGGAAAGAAUCAACGGUCAGGAUUUAUGAGAUGAUGAGAAGGAGUGGGUGGGGUUCCAGUGUUACUGUGGAUGAGUAUUUGGGUAAAGUGUUGAGCAGAGGGUUGAGGAUAUUUGGAGAGGAGAAAAUGGCCGAUGAAAUUGAUGAGGAAUUAAGGAGAUUUUGUAGGGGCAUUUUCGAGAAACCAAGGGUUUAG